Diaporthe batatas is the source of this 1891-nucleotide messenger RNA. RefSeq lists its product as uncharacterized. Lineage: Eukaryota; Fungi; Ascomycota; Sordariomycetes; Diaporthales; Diaporthaceae. Gene Ontology annotation, biological process: dephosphorylation. The record is from RefSeq and is a predicted model, not a curated record. Gene Ontology annotation, molecular function: phosphatase activity. The coding region runs from base 160 to 1797 and encodes 545 amino acids. The transcript has 2 exons.
CCGAUAUCCGCCCCGCGCCCAACUACCUGCUCAAGUACCUGCCCACCUGGGUGAAUAUCCUCGCCGUCUUACUAGUGCAACCUGCGCACCUGUUGGCACUGGCAGUCGAGCAGCGCACGUGGGACCGGGCCGGCCGUCUGUCCCGGCAUACAAGAAUGGAUGGAUUUCCUCAAGCUGCUGUCGCGGCCGUCCAGGACGACGAAGCUGCUCGUCCUCGCCCUCAGCACCGUGCUGCUGGUGUAUCUGCUCAGCGGCACUGACGUCGUCCCACCUCGACUGUCCGGGGACAAAUCGCCGGUUGUCUCGACCACCACCACCGAACUGCCCAAGGGGGAUUCUUCAUCGCCCACCAUGGCAGCGGUUGAUCUGAGCUGGCACCCGCCGGCCCAGACUCUGAUCAACAACCUCACACAUGUCGUGAGCAACAGCACCACGGGCGUGUAUGGCUUCAUCUACGACUCGUCACACACGCCAGAUGAGGCUUACGGCACCUACAACUGGUGCAACAUGCCCCAUGUCAGGGCCACCGAGUACAAGGUGCCGCCUGACGAGUAUGAGCUUGUCUAUGUCGAACUGAUCCACCGCCACCACAAGCGCACCCCAUAUGCGGCAAACUCAUUCCCAGUCGAGUCCUACACCUGGGACUGUGACGACCAAGGCCUGUACUUCUUCGCCCGGCCCUUUUCAGACCCGUCAUCGCCGGACCCCAACGCCGGCAGGAACGCCUCGGCGCUGGCCUACUGGGCCGGCUCCAGCGGCUUCAACCCCUUCGGCGCCGCCGCCCAGGGGUUCAAGGGCUCGUGCCAGUUCCCGCAGAUCACGGCGCAGGGGCUCGACGACUCGUGGCAGCACGGCGCCGACCUGUACGGGGCGUACCACGACCUCCUGGGCUUCCUCCCGUCGCGGGACGACCCGGCCUGGCGGCGGAGGGUCAAGUACAGGGUGACCAACAACGUCAUCACGAGCGAGGUCGCCGGCAUGGUCAUCAACGGCAUGUGGCGCACGGCGGGCUCGGUGCCGCUGCACAUCCAGCCCGCCGGCGUCGACUCCCUCGAGCCCUCGUACGCGUGCGCCUCGGCCGCCGCGCGGUUCGCCGCCCUCGCGUCGCCCGCCACCAACGCCGACUGGGCCGCGCACUUUGACGCCGCGGGGGGCCUGUACGCCGCGCUCGACGGCAUCUCGGGCGUCGAGCCUUCCGACUCCGGGUUCCACAAGAGUUUUGAUCAUUACUACGACAACCUGUCGGCGCGGCAGUGCCACGGGCGGCCGCUGCCGUGCAGGGUCGGCAGCGGCAACGACACGGGGCCGGGGCAGUGUGUCACGCAGGCCCUGGCGGACGAGGUGUACCGCCUCGGCCACUGGGAGUACAGCCACACGUACCGCGGCGCCGGGCCCGACGCGCUCGCCGCCAGCGCGAGCUCCCUCGGGGUGUGGGUCGCCGAGCUGGCGGCGCACCUGCGGGAUGCUGCUGCUGGCGGCGGCGGCGGCGGCGGCCCGGACGGCACGCUGUGGUUCCACAAUGUCGCGCACGACGGGUCCGUCAGCCGGCUUCUCGGUGUCCUGCAGGCGGACGUGAUGGUCUGGCCCGGCAUGGGGAGCGAGGUCGUCUUUGAGCUGUGGGCCAAGGGGGGCGAGCACUUUGUCCGUGUGCUCUUCGGCGGGGUCGUGCUGGAGUCUUCGAAUCCCAGCUUGGGGGUGCUGGAUAUGAUCCCUGUUGGGACUUUGUUGGCGUAUUUUGAUGGGCUUGUUGGUGUCAAGGCGGAUUUGGUUGUCGACAAGUGCAAGGACUCGUCAUAGAUCAGCUUAUUUACGGAAAACCAUGACAUAGAUGUUGACGAAUAUAACCAAUUCAUAUGUAAGGAACAUUGUUACGCGAAAGUUUGGUGCAUGC